AUGUCACGUGUGCGAGUGACGAGCCCGCAGCGGACGGACUCGAUCCCCGUCUCCCGCGGCGCCGAAACGGCCAGCGCAGGCGCUGAGCUGUGCGUCGUCUGUGGUGAUAAAGCCAGUGGGCGGCACUACGGCGCGGUAUCCUGUGAGGGUUGUAAGGGCUUCUUCAAACGCUCUAUUAGAAAACAGAUUGGCUACAUGUGCCGCGGAUCGAAAGACUGUCCCGUUACGAAGUUUCAUCGCAAUAGAUGUCAAUACUGUCGUUUGAAGAAGUGCUUAUCGAUGGGAAUGCGCAGUGAGUCUGUUCAAGCCGAACGACGUCCAGUGCAUCAGGUUUGCGCCGACAGUCCGCCCACGAUGGUGCAACACCACAACGGCGCCGCCGGUAACGUCACGAAUUCCUACAGAACCUUCUGUUUUGGUCGUUCUAUGAAUGAUGUGUCUAAAUUCAAAAAUUCCUGUUCUAUUUCUCGCACACUUGUUUUUGAAGUACAAUUUGUUGAGGCACUGGAUUCGAAUCAGCUGAUGAACGGCUUGCUGACGAUUGUGAAGAACGAGCAAGAUCCACUACUGAACAGGGAGAAUCUCAUUAAAAAGGACGAAGGAGCAAGUUCGCCAAUGAGCGCCCUGACCAGGCCGAUCAGCACCAGCCCCAUCAACGAUUUCAGCUUUAAGAGGUUCUAUUGUAAUUCUCCUCAGGAGUCGAUCGGAGAGGAUGAGUCCGGAAUAGAUGUUAUGACAGCGAUGGGCAUGGCUCCUGAAUCGCCGUCCUCUUCAGGAACCGCAUCGUCAAUCAGCGAGGAAGGUCCAAUAUUCAACGUUGAGCGGUGCAGAUUUGAGUUGCCGAUACCACAUCCACCUCCGGCGGAACUGAACAUCCAGUUCAUAUGCGAGACGGCAAGUCGUCUCCUUUUUCUAUCGGUACACUGGAUGAAGGACGUUCGAAUGGGCCUCAAAUGCUCAUCUUUUUUAGGACAGUUGAAGCCGGAAAAGUUCGAAGAGGUUAGCCAGCAGAUCAACUAUCUGCUGCUUCUUGUGAACCGUUUUGCGGAGGUCAAGCUAUCCCCAAUGGAAUUCGCUUAUCUCAAACUGGUGUCAUUCACUUCAAACGGUUGA
Angiostrongylus costaricensis is the source of this 1113-nucleotide messenger RNA. NCBI's taxonomy places the organism in Eukaryota, Metazoa, Nematoda, Chromadorea, Rhabditida, Metastrongylidae. The record is from the annotation of a GenBank genome assembly.